UGAAAUUAUCAUAAUAUAUUCCUCUUUUAAAUUGUUUCUGUUGAAAGCCUUUGAUAGUAUAUUAACAGCCUUUUGAGAAGACGUUACACAAUGCAGCAGUGUUAUUUUCAGCAAAGGAGUUUGGACCAAGAUUGGGUAUUAACUUAGGUUCAGAGUCUCACCCGCUGUUUCCACAUGUUCUUGUCUGGCAAUAGAAGCACAGUCUGACUGCAGACCUUGUCUGUGCCUGAGCUCACUUCAGAUGGGUUAACUUGUAAGGGAAUUUGUUGUUACAGGAAAGCAUCUGUUCAGAUCCUGGGUGGUGUCCAGUAGUUUUGUAAGGGACAGAUUAAGUGCAUCUUUCAGGUGGGGUGGAGGCAGUAAGAAACAAAUUCCUGUUUCCCUGCUGUGGUUGCAAGGUAGGGCCAAAUGAGCUUCAUGUUUCAGAUAAAUGUGCCUAAUGAUUUCUUCAUACUAUUCAUGCGUUACCUGCAGUGUGUUUGUAUCUACAGCCAGAAUGGUGGGGCUGAAGAAUGGCACUUAUCUAUAUAUGCUGAGAGGCAAAUUUCAAGUUGCUUAUAUUUGGGAGGAGUGAGGAGGGAUCCUUGAUCAGUGAAAACCUUGGUUCUUCUUCCUGCCCCUGGAAAUAGAUGGGGAAGAUUUCACUCAGAUAAAUGAGGCAGAAGCUGAGAUUCCAUAAGGUGUCUGUUUUCCAUGACUCCAUAGUGUAUUCCUUCUAUGCCUCUUGGUUCUCAGAAUUCCUGCAUCUCAGAGCUAAGCUCUUGUUUCUCCUUCUGCUACCAAUUGCUCCUUUGAAAGCUUCUUGCAGGCUGUCCAACUGUGACUCUUGACUUGCAGCAGACCAUGCCCUCUGUUUCAGUAUCUGAUGGAAAACAAGAUUUGUGGCAUCAACAGCCUCGUUGAGUCUGCAGACCUGGACUUUCAGCCUGGAACGUGUGCGGUGGUGCACAGUGUCUAACCAAGAGCUUUCCAAGUGUAAGGACAUGAGUAAGGCCUUUGCUGGGGCUGGCAUCCUUCCCGCUUUGGAAUGCGUGGAGGGAGAAUCAGCUGCUAACUGCACGCAGAUGAUCAAGGAUUACUUGGCAGAUGCGGUGACAUUGGAUGGUCGAUGGAUUUACCAGGCUGGAAAGGAGCAUGGCCUGAAACCUGUGGUUGGGGAAGUUUAUAAUCAAGAGAUUGGAACUUCAUACUAUGCUGUGGCUGUUGUAAAGAAAGGCUCCAACAUCACCAUCAACAGCUUGAAGGGUGUCCGCUCGUGUCACACAGGAAUCAACAGAACUGCGGGCUGGAAUGUGCCUGUGGGUUACCUAAUUGACAGUGGGCACCUGCCAGCAAUGGGAUGUGACCUCCCAAAAGCUGUUAGUGACUAUUUCAGUGCUAGCUGCGUUCCUGGAGCCAACAGUGCCAGCUAUCCCACAUCCCUCUGUCAGCUCUGCAGAGGGGAUUCAUCUGGGCAGAACAAAUGCCAAAGAAAUUCACAAGAGCAGUACUAUGACUACAGCGGGGCUUUCAGGUGUUUGGCUGAAGAUGCUGGAGAUGUUGCUUUUGUGAAGCACAGCACAGUGCCUGAAAAUACUGAUGGAAGAACUCUUUCUAGUUGGGCCCAGCAGCUUCGCUCCAAGGACUUCCAGCUUCUGUGCCGCAACGGCAGCACAGCUGAUGUAACAGAGUGGAGAACCUGCCACCUGGCCCGAGUCCCAGCUCGUGCCGUGGUUGUACGGCCAGACACAGAUGGAACAGCUGUCUUCCAGCUUCUGAACCAGGGACAACAAAGAUUUAAUGGCGUAGGCACCCAGUUUCAGAUGUUUGACUCUACAGCCUAUGGUGCCCAGAACCUUAUGUUCAGAGACUCCACCACAGAGCUCGUUGCUGUCACGUCUCAGAAUUACCAGGCAUGGCUGGGUGAUGAGUAUCUUUAUGCCAUGCAGGCCCUGAACUGUGACCCCAACACAUUGCCAGAAAGCCUGAACUGGUGCGUUGUUUCCACUGAGGAGAUUUGGAAAUGUGGUGAGAUGGGAACUGCCUUUAGGAAUAAGGGUUUGAAACCAGAAAUCCAGUGUAUUUCAGCUAAGACAAAAGAGGAGUGCAUGGAGAUGAUCCAGAAAAAGGAAAUUGAUGUUGUAGCUUUGGGUGGAGCUGAUAUUUACAUUGCUGGGAAGACGUACGGCCUUGUACCAGCUGCUGGAGUAGGUUUCUCUGCUGAAGACAACAAUAAUGCGUACUAUGCUGUGGCAUUAGUGAAACGGAAUCCAUCUGAUGCAUUCACCAUCAAUGACCUGAAAGGGAAGAAGUCCUGCCACACAGGACUGGGGAGAACUGCUGGGUGGAAUAUCCCCAUUGGCAUGCUAAUUAAGAAGGGCUUUAUUAAUCCCAGAGACUGUAAUAUUCCUCAAGCUGUGAGUGAGUUUUUCUCUGCCAGCUGCGUGCCUUCGGCUGAGCAGGACAAUUACCCAUCAGCGCUCUGUCAACUCUGUAUUGGAGAUAAUAGUGGAAACAACAAAUGCAGCGCAAGUAGCCAAGAACAGUAUUACAGCUACAGUGGAGCCUUCAGGUGCCUGGCAGAGGACGCUGGGGAUGUGGCCUUUGUGAAGCACUCAACAGUGUUUGAGAACACAGAUGGUAAGAAUACUGAAAGUUGGGCCCGUGACUUGAAGUCCAGUGAUUUCCAGUUACUGUGCCGGAAUGGGGCCCGUGCUGAAGUCACUCAGUUUGCUCGGUGUCACCUGGCUCAGGUGCCAGCUCAGGCCAUUAUGGUUCACCCAGAUAUCAACGUUUUUGCUCUGUAUGGACUAUUGGACAAAGCUCAGGACUAUUUUGGAAAUAACAGCAACAGAAACGGAUUCAAAAUGUUUGAUUCUUCAGCUUACCAAGGAAAAGACUUGAUCUUUAAGGAUUCUGCAGUGAGGAUAGUGCCAUUGGAAGAGAAGAGGACGUAUGCAGAAUGGCUGGGGAGUGAAUAUGUUGAGUCCCUUGAAGGGAUGCAAACACCACAGUGCUCUGGGGCAGGCAAGGUGCUUAUACCAUUUGCUCACUGGGGAGUGGGGUGGGACUGGAAGCUGCUGCUGUUCAUGCGCGUGGAGUGGAAUUUGAGGCAGAAGCCAUUGGUCCUGUGUCAGCAUGGCUGGUGAGAUCAGAGCAAAAUGGAAGGACUUGUGCCAUCAUUGCUGAUGUUGAAUUACGCUGGGUUGAAGGACUCCCGGGUGUGCUGUUAGAUGGAUACUGGUUUUCUGAUCUGUAAAGGAAUUUCUACAUCUUGGAAGAGCAGUAUUAAAGUCUUGUCUAGAGAUCCA
Molecule: messenger RNA, 3290 nt
Organism: Coturnix japonica (Japanese quail)
Lineage: Eukaryota; Metazoa; Chordata; Aves; Galliformes; Phasianidae
Source: RefSeq, a predicted model, not a curated record